Sorex fumeus (smoky shrew) is the source of this 1194-nucleotide messenger RNA. It is a transcript of the gene FCRL1, whose product is annotated as Fc receptor like 1. NCBI's taxonomy places the organism in Eukaryota, Metazoa, Chordata, Mammalia, Eulipotyphla, Soricidae. The coding region runs from base 1 to 1194 and encodes 397 amino acids. The record is from RefSeq and is a predicted model, not a curated record. Gene Ontology annotation, molecular function: transmembrane signaling receptor activity. The transcript has 9 exons. Gene Ontology annotation, biological process: cell surface receptor signaling pathway.
AUGACACUGACCUGUAAGACCAAACUCACUCCAAAGGAAUCAAGUGUCAAGUUCUGCUUCUUCAAAGAUGGUCGACCCCUAUCAGACUGCAAGAACAUCCCAGAGUUCCAGAUUAAUGUCAUGAGAAAAGAAGACACAGGAUACUACUCAUGUCAAGCAAGGACAAAGGAAAUCAGUACCAUCGAUACCAAGAGCACAGGAAUAGUGAUCAAUGUACAGAGAAUCCCUGUCAGUGACGUGAACUUGAAGACUCGCCCUCAAAGCGGACAAGUGGCAAAGGGAGAUAAGCUGAUUCUUAUUUGCUCCGUUGCUGUGGGCACUGGAAAUAUCACCUUCUCCUGGUACCAUGGGGAAAUGGGUAUUAAUCUGAAAACAAAGACUCAGAAUUCACUGACAGCAGAGUUUGAGAUUCCGAUGAUGAAGGAGAGCAAUUCUGGCCCAUAUUACUGUACAGCUAACAAUGGCCAUGGAAACAGUCUCAGUGAAUUGGUGAACAUCAUUGUCAGAAUUCCAGUGUCUCGUCCUGUCCUCACAUUUGGGGAUUUCAGGGACCAAGCCACGGUGGGGGACAUGGUGGAAUUUCAUUGUGAGGCCCAGAGAGGCUCUCCCCCAAUCCUGUACCGGUUUUACCAUGAAGAUGUCAGCCUGGGAAGCAGCUUAGCCCCCUCUGGAGGAGGAGUGUUCUUCAAUAUUUCUCUGACUGCAGAACAUUCUGGAAACUACUCCUGUGAAGCUGACAAUGGUUUAGGGGUUCAGCAGCAUAGUGAGGUGGUGAUACUCAAUGUCACAGUGCCCAUGAAGGACAAAGGGGACCCACUUCCUUCAGGAAUCAUUGAGGGGGUGCUUGGCAUCAUUGUUUCCACUACAGUUGCCAUAUUGUUCUGCUGUUGGCUCAAGAGAAAAAUAGGAAGACGUCCAGCUAGGGAUCUGGUCAGGAGCCCAUCUCAUCCCAAUCUUCAAGAUCCCACUUACAUCAACUCACCUGAAUCAGAACAACCAGAGGCUGACUAUGAGAAUGCGAAUGUUGCAAAUGGCAAUGAGGUUUAUUCUUUGGUGUACCAAGUGCAGCAGGAACGGCCAUUAGGAACAGUAGAAUCCUUAAGGACACAUACAGAACAUAAGGAUUCUUCAGCCAUCUACUCUAGACUGAAGAAGAGGGAUAUCAUAGAUAUGGACUAUGAAGAUGCUAUGUAA